UUUAUUUUUUAUUUUAAAUUAUUUAAAUAAAUUGUUUUUUUUUUUUUUUUUUUUUAUUUUUUAUUUGAUUAAGAAUUUAAUUUAAAAUAUUUUUUAAUCCUCUAUAUUCUUUAUUUAAAUUAUUCUUAAUAAUAUUUUUUUUUUUUUAAUUAAUAUAUUUUUGUCAAGAAAAAAAAAAAAAAAAAAAAAAAAGGAUCAUUAUUUAAAAAAAAAUCAUUAAUUAUAAUUUCAAAUUAUUUAAUUUAUAUAAUCUUUAUUAUAUAAUUUAUAUAGUCAAAAAAUGAAGUUAUUAAAUAGUUUAAAAUUGUUAACUUUACUUUCUUUAAUAUAUAGCGUAUAUGGUCAAUCAAAACCUGCAACACAAACAAUUAAUGUUCAAAUCUAUGAUCAAUUUCCCAAAUAUAAUAAAAAUUUUGAACCUGAAAAUGGUAAAUUAACUAAGAAUAUAGUUAAAAAGAAUUUAAAUGUUAUCCCAGAAUUAAAUUAUCCAUCACCAAAUAUGCAAGUCAAUGUAGAUGGCAGAAUCCUUUCCCCAAAAAAUUUCCCAUAUUUCUUUUCACCACAUCAAACUUCUGACCUUUCUGACGACUCUGGUUUAAAUUAUCCAUUAACAAUGGAUUUAACUUUAAAUUAUGAUGAAAAGAAUGGUGUAUAUAUUUAUGAUAAUCAAAACUUUUUCCCAAUUGAUUUCAAAGGUUUCGAUCAAAAUGCUACUUUCCGUAUUUAUAAAGAUUUUGAAAAACCUACACAACCAUACCACAAUUAUCAUUUUUGUUUAAAAAUGAAUAAUAAGUUUACAUAUCAAGGUAACGAAGUAUUUAAUUUUAUUGGUGAUGAUGAUGUUUGGGUAUUUAUUGAUGGUAAAUUAGUAGUAGAUCUUGGUGGUCUUCAUGAAGCCGAAAGUGGUAAUGUUGAUUUAACAACUUUGGGUUUGGUUAAAGGAAAAGUUUAUACUUUUGACUUUUUCUAUUGUGAAAGACAUACUUCUAAAUCAACUAUUAGAAUUGAAACAUCAAUUGAAUUAUUCUGUGCAAAAUUAGAUUACUGUGGUGUUUGUAAUGGUGAUGGUGCUACUUGUUGUAAUCCAAUAACCAAUUGUAACGAUAACAAUUUAUGUACAAUUGAUUCAUGUCCACCAGUAGAUAUUACAAUUGAUCCAUCUCUUCCAUUUAAUUCAUAUUGUAACCAUAUGCCACAACCAGACCCAUUUAGUGGUAGUAAAUGUUAUCAUGGUGAAUGUAAUCCAAAGACAGGCCAAUGGACCCAAAACUUUACAUCUUGCCCAGACAAAUCAAAUGAAUGUAAGAAAACUGAACCAUGUGAUAACAAUAAUGGUUGUAUGUAUUCAAAUAUCUGUGUUGAUAGAUGUAGUGUUCCAAACAAAUGUGUUGGUGGCAAAUGUAUUACUAAAACUGAAAGCGAUUGUGCUGCUGAAUUAGAUGGUAAAGCUGAUCCAUGUUUCAUUUAUUCAUGUAACGCAAAUAGUGGUUGUGUCAAAGAACCAAAAUGCAAGAAAUCAGAUAAUCCAUGUGAAAUCAUAACAUGCAAUGCUUCAAGUGGUAAAUGCGAAAACGAAACUCUUAGUGGAAAUGAUUGUUGUAAAGAUAAAUGUAACUUAAACAAAUGUCAAUAUGGUGAAUGUAACAAAGCAGAUGGUUCAUGUAUUGCCAAGAAUUUAACAUCCAUUGAUGACGGAAAUCUUUGUACAAUCGAUCAAUGUGAUCCAAACAAUGGUAAUGUUACUCAUACUCUCAUCAAUAAAUGUACUGGUUGUAUGACUUGUGAUCCAAAGACUGGUGGUUGUAUUCCAAAAGAUUCAUUAUGUGAAGAUGGUAACCCAUGUACCGAUGAAAAAUGCUCUGCUGAUCCAAAGAGUGCUACCAAUGGUGUUUGUAACAAAAAACCAACUACUAAAUGUGAUGGUGGAAGUAAAUGUAAAGUAUAUACUUGCGAUAUGGAAAAGGGUUGUAAUUCUACCGCUCUCAUUUGCCCAGAUAAAGGAAAAUGUCAAGUUGGUUAUUGUGAUGAAAAACUCGGUUGCGUCUAUAAAAAGAGAGAAUGUACCUCUUCUGCUUUCUGUUUGGAAGCUGAAUGUGAUGAAAAAUUCGGUUGUAUAACAUACCCAAAGAGAUGUGCCGCUGAUAAUAGUAGAUGUCAAGAGGCUAUUUGUAUCAAUGCCACUGCCACCGAAAAAGGUAAAUGUGUUUCAAAAGACUAUGAUCCAAAACCAUUUAUUUGUAAAACUGCCGCUGUGGUAUCAACUGCAGUUGUAGCUGGUGUAGUUGUAGCUGGUGCUGUUGCUUUGGGUGCUGCUAUUUUUGCAGGUAAAAAAGGUUAUGAUUACUGGAAAGACUCACAAGCCACUAAAAUGACCGCUUCAAAUUCAAAUCCAUUAUAUGAAGCCAAUCCAUCAGGUGGUGAAAAUCCUCUUUACGCUAAUCAAGGAUAACAUUGAUUGGUAAAAUUUUAAACCUUUUAUAAUAUUAUUGUGUAAUACUUAAAAAAUUUUAGAUAAACAAAAAAAAAAAAAAAAAAUAUUAGAAAAAAAAAGAUAAUAUAAAAAAAAAGAUAUAAAAAAUAACAUAAAAAAAAAAUAAUUAAAAAAAAUAAUAUUUUCAAAAUAUUUAUUUAAUUUUACAUAAAAAAUAAAACCUUUUUUAAAAAAAAAAUAUAAGCUUUAUAAAUUUCUUUUAUUUCGU
Messenger RNA from Dictyostelium purpureum, 2699 nucleotides. RefSeq lists its product as uncharacterized. Lineage: Eukaryota; Evosea; Eumycetozoa; Dictyosteliales; Dictyosteliaceae. The record is from RefSeq and is a predicted model, not a curated record. Bases 281 to 2449 code for a protein of 722 amino acids. Gene Ontology annotation, cellular component: extracellular region. The transcript is spliced from 5 exons.